AUGUCUCAGGUGGACGGCCAGGUUGUCCCUCAGGAUCUGGAAGUCGGUAACAAGCAGCAGCACUGGCGAACCAUUCGCUGCGGCGACGGUUACCACCUCAUCCAGAAUCGCGCGACGAAGAACGUUCUGGACCAUUGGGGCUCGGAGCGCAUCGCGGCGGAGAAUCGCAACUGGACGGACCCUCACCACCAGUGGCAGAUCAUUCACGUGGACGACGGUUUCGUGGCCUUCAAGAACCGCGCGUCGGGAAAUGUUCUUGACUUCUGGUAUGAAAGCAGCUACAUGGCGACUAAUGACGACCUGCAUCACCACCACCACAACUGGCGGAUUAUCCGCGCGGAUCAGGUGGAGGGUGCGGAUGCGUCGUCAUCGUCAUCGGAGGAGGAGGAGGAGUCCCCGGGAGUCAAGGUGAAGAAGAUCAAGUGCGACGAGAAUGACCUGCUGUGA
Molecule: messenger RNA, 447 nt
Organism: Closterium sp. Yama58-4
Lineage: Eukaryota; Viridiplantae; Streptophyta; Zygnematophyceae; Desmidiales; Closteriaceae
Source: the annotation of a GenBank genome assembly